GUGUUAAAAAAUUAGUUCUUAUCAACAAUUAUUUGAGGAUGUGAAACAUUUGCCUUUCAUUCAAAUUCUGAGGCAAUAAUAGCAUCAUCAACAAGCCAUGGCAGCAACUUCAACUCAUAAGGCUUCAACAAACUUCUACAUUCUGGGAUGGAGACGUAGCAAAAGGGAACUGAGAAAAACAAGUGUAUUUUCUGUUUCAUCGCAGCAUGCAGAAGUCGAAGAACAAAUGAAACUUGAGGAAGCAACAGAAGAAAAGAACAGGAAACAGCAAGCAGGCAACGACACCCAUCACACCCAUAAGGCCAAUCGAACCUCAGGUGCAUGUGAAGCAAAAAUAUGGGCAGAGAAUAUGGUGGACAGUGGCUUAGCAGCGCCACUAGACAUGUUAGGAUUUAUACAGCUUAUAUUGACCCUGAAUCUUGCGAAUUCGACCAAACACAUGGAUAAACUCACUCUUAUCCUCGACCCUACUGAUUAGUUUCUGUGGACAGAUGAAACCUGCAACAAAGUUUACUCCUUUUUCCAAGAACUUGUGGAUCUCUUACAAAACUAAGUUAUCUUAUUAGUUUUCUUAAUAACAUUAGAAUUCAUCGUAGUAACAAAACUAUUGAUAGCAACAUAUUGAUGGCGCAAUGGAACCAGGGAGCACCGUUGACUGAAUACACACUUUGAUUGAUUGGGUCUGACAUGGAACACUACAUCAGGAAGCUGCUUUAUGAAGGAGAAAUCCAAUACAACAUGAAUGCAAGGAUGUUGAACUUCAGCAUGGGAAAACCGCGCAGAAUCCAAGAUGUACAAUAACGAAUAGAGGUAAGAUAAUCGGGGAACACCAGCACAACCAGCUCAAAGCAUUUGUUUUUUUAUCUAUCCCUAUCCUUGGG
This is a messenger RNA of Olea europaea var. sylvestris, 881 nucleotides long. RefSeq names its product NAD(P)H-quinone oxidoreductase subunit M, chloroplastic-like. Lineage: Eukaryota; Viridiplantae; Streptophyta; Magnoliopsida; Lamiales; Oleaceae. Bases 98 to 478 code for a protein of 126 amino acids. The transcript has a single exon. The record is from RefSeq and is a predicted model, not a curated record.